AUGAAAAAACUUGCUACUUUUGUCAUAAACGACAACUAUCCCUCAAACGUGUUAGAAGAUGUCCAGAUCUGGUCCGGUUCAGAUACAAAAGAAUCUGAUAAUCUUUCUUCAGUGCCUACAAGCUACGAAAGAAUGCCUAUCUACGUCAAUCACCGGCUUGUUCCAUAUUAUCUACUUUCAGCAAGACCAUUGUCUGUGUUUUCUACAAGUAGUAUAACUUCCGAAUACUUCAAGCAGACUUUGCUUAAACAAGCUGUCUACAAUAGAGAUAUUGGUAUACUCUUCAAAUCUGGCAGAGAUGAGACCUAUUUAAUCUUUUACUUCGAUUUCAUCAAGAAGCAGAUUAUGGUGCUUAUCAUCGACUUUUCACGUCUAGCAGAGAUCGAUGCCAUUUUGGAAAAGGAUGCCGUUCAAGAUCCUGACAACACUAAAAACACGUUCAUUUUGUUAAAUCAAACUAGACAAGACGAUAGAUCUACCGUUUUUGACAAAGUCCUCCAAAGAAAAAAGCUGAGAUCCAGUCUGAAUCCAUUCGUAGUAGAAUCGGUGCAAAACCUGACUACUGCUAAACUCCUAUCAUCACUGAUUCUAUCGACCCAGGAUCAGAUCCACCAGGCUGUAAAUAAGAUCAUUCUAUCCGGUUUAAGAAUCAGAGGUCUUUCUACAAACCUUAACCACUCAGUAAAUGAAAAAUUAACUAUCAAGGAGAUAUACCAGAUGACAUACAAGUCGACAAUGUUCUCCCUACGUAAACAUAACUACACGUUCUCUGGAACUAGCAGCUCUAAAGGCACUAAUACUCUGAAUAGCAAGAGCCAAAUACGACUAAGCGAGCUCCAGGAUACUAUUGAGAAGCUUCUUGAAAUUUUUGUGGAUGUGGAUGGGAUUUAG
Scheffersomyces stipitis CBS 6054 is the source of this 891-nucleotide messenger RNA. RefSeq lists its product as uncharacterized. The record is from RefSeq and is a predicted model, not a curated record. The coding region runs from base 1 to 891 and encodes 296 amino acids. The transcript has a single exon. NCBI's taxonomy places the organism in Eukaryota, Fungi, Ascomycota, Pichiomycetes, Serinales, Debaryomycetaceae.